Carcharodon carcharias (great white shark) is the source of this 609-nucleotide messenger RNA. RefSeq names its product homeobox protein Hox-C13-like. Lineage: Eukaryota; Metazoa; Chordata; Chondrichthyes; Lamniformes; Lamnidae. The transcript is spliced from 3 exons. The record is from RefSeq and is a predicted model, not a curated record. Gene Ontology annotation, biological process: regulation of transcription by RNA polymerase II. Gene Ontology annotation, molecular function: RNA polymerase II cis-regulatory region sequence-specific DNA binding; DNA-binding transcription factor activity, RNA polymerase II-specific. The coding region runs from base 1 to 609 and encodes 202 amino acids.
AUGCAGCGGGCAGAAGGCGGGGCGCAGGAGCGUGGAAAAAGGGCAGUGACGUCAGAAAAAGGAUUGGGGGUUGGGGAGCCGCACCAGCAGCCGCCCCCCCUGGGCCGGGGCGGCCCCCACCACCCCACCCCGGGCGCCUGCUGGCCGCACGGAGCCCAGAGCCGCCGCCCGGUCUAUCCCGCCUACCCGACGGCGCCCGGCUGCUUCGAGCUGGGCGACCCCCCCCGGCGAGACCUCUGGCUCCCGAUGGACGGACAGACACCCUGGAACCUGGCCGCUGCCUGGGAUGCGCCGCUCGACUGCGCCCAGGAGCCGGCUCAGACUCGCCCCAUCUGGAGGUCUCCCUGCCCAGAUAUCGUCUCGCUACAGUCUGAAGUUGGGGGCUGCCAGAGGGGCCGCAAGAAGUGGGUGCCGUACACCAAAAUGCAACUCAAGGAGCUGGAGCGGGAGUAUGCGGCCGGCAAGUUUAUCACCAAGGAGAAGCGACGGAAAAUCUCGGCGAUGGUCAACCUGUCUGAGAGGCAAGUGACCAUCUGGUUCCAGAAUCGCCGGGUCAAAGAGAAGAAACUGGAAGGGAAAUCAAGACUGGCACAUGCCCACACCACUUAA